Plasmodium gallinaceum is the source of this 759-nucleotide messenger RNA. Its product is annotated as conserved protein, unknown function. Lineage: Eukaryota; Apicomplexa; Aconoidasida; Haemosporida; Plasmodiidae. The transcript has a single exon. The record is from RefSeq and is a predicted model, not a curated record. Gene Ontology annotation, cellular component: mitochondrial matrix. Bases 1 to 759 code for a protein of 252 amino acids.
AUGAAUUUUAUAUUUAGAAAUACUGUAAAUUUAUCUAAAAGUAAACCAUUUAAUAAGCAGAUUAGCAAUUCUGUAAAUAGGUUGGCCAACUUAAAUAAAAGAAAAAUUACAAACAUAAACAACAUUGGAAAAUAUGAUCAGAGGUUACAAACAAAUUUCAGUGCUAUUAAUAAAAGAACAUUUUCUUCAAGUGAAUCUCAAAAAUUGUUGGAAGUUGUGAAAGCAGAGGUACAACAUGAAAAAUCCAAUUAUGAAGCACCAGAAAAUAUCAAAAAGUUUUUACAAACAUCAGGAUGGAAAUAUGAGGAACAAGAAGGAGAUGUAAAUAUGGUGUUGACCAAAAAUGUAGAUGGAAUGAAAAUUAUUGUUGAUUUUCAGCUUGUUUCUCCAUUUCAAGCAGAAGGAGAAAAUGAAGCUCAGGCAGAAAUGACCGAUUUCUCAGUAACAGUUGAAAAACCAAACAAACAAGGAGGUAUCACUUUUUAUUGUACUACCUUACAGAAUGAUGAAAAAUUUAGAUAUAUGAUAGGGAACGUCAAAUAUUAUAAAAAUGAAGAAGGAAAAAAUUCUGUGUCAUCAUAUAAUGGACCUGAAUUUGAAGAUUUGGAUGACUCAUUACAAACUUCACUUGAUGAAUGGUUAGCUAAUUUGGGAGUAGACUCAGAAUUGUGUGAUUUUAUUGAUUCAUGCAGUAUUGAUAAAGAACAAAGAGAAUAUAUGUCUUGGCUACAAAACAUUUCUAAUUUCAUUGAAUCUUAA